Micromonas pusilla CCMP1545 is the source of this 855-nucleotide messenger RNA. RefSeq lists its product as uncharacterized. The record is from RefSeq and is a predicted model, not a curated record. The transcript has 2 exons. Bases 1 to 855 code for a protein of 284 amino acids. NCBI's taxonomy places the organism in Eukaryota, Viridiplantae, Chlorophyta, Mamiellophyceae, Mamiellales, Mamiellaceae.
AUGGCGUUCUCGUUGUUCGAGUUGUUGUUCAUCGUGCCUCGCGCCUCGACGACUGCCCUCCGCGCGCGGCGACGGCCUCCGAUUUACCUCCGUACUUCCCCUCGCUUCAUUGGCGCGCGGCGUGGCGAUGGCGUGGCUCGUCGCGACGCCAACUCAUCAGCUCGGACGAGGCGGACGGUGAGUGCCUCCCGCGCCGUCGUCACGAUGCACGACUACGACAGCGACAGCGACGAGCCGACGCGGCGGACGAAGCUCGGGACCGUCCUCAGCGUCGCCGCGGGGAUCACGUUCGGCGCGCUCGCGAUGAAGUACGUCAACAACGGCGGCGUGAAGCUCUCGAUGCCGUCGAUAUCGCUCCCGAAGAAGACCGUGGAGGUGACGCUCCAGUCCGGGCAGACCAUCGGCGAGCUCGUGUGUGAGUACACGGGCGAGUACACGGAGGAGAAUUUGGCACUCACGCAGCGGCUGAACCGUGGGAAGCUGGAGGACUUGGACUUCGUGCAGCCGGGGACGAAGAUUAAACUCGUCGACAACCGGAAGCCGAAGCUCGCGACCGCGGAGGCGGAGUGGUGGAAGAACAAGGAGAACGGCGGGAGCGUGGAGAUGAAGAAGAAGAAGAAGAAGGGGGACGCCGCGGAGGCGGGGGCGGAGGGGGCGGGCGGGAAAAAGGACGACGCCGAAGCCGCCGGCGACGGCGAGAGCGAGAGCGAAGGCGCGAACGCGGACGGCGACGCGAAGGAAGGCGAGAAGGGCAAGCCCGCGAAGGUGUUCAAGCAUAAGAAGCCGAAGAAAGAGGAGCCGCCGAAGCUCAAGGUGAAGAAGGACGGCGUGGACAUGCUCGGCGAGGGGCGGUGA